Molecule: messenger RNA, 2297 nt
Organism: Cheilinus undulatus (humphead wrasse)
Lineage: Eukaryota; Metazoa; Chordata; Actinopteri; Labriformes; Labridae
Gene: bnip3la
Product: BCL2 interacting protein 3 like a
Exons: 6
Coding region: 41-754 (237 amino acids)
Biological process (GO): mitochondrial outer membrane permeabilization; positive regulation of apoptotic process; defense response to virus
Cellular component (GO): nucleus; mitochondrial envelope; mitochondrial outer membrane
Source: RefSeq, a predicted model, not a curated record
UGCGUGUCAUGUUGAUGAAUUCUGAAACUGGGUAGUCAACAUGUCCACCGCUGCUGCUCAACGGAACAAUAACGAAGAGCCCGGGCUUCACGGCUCUUGGGUAGAGCUGGAGCUGAAUGGGAACACAGGGGCCCAGGGCAACAUGCAGACCAACCUGCAAGCGGCACCAGCUGCAGACCAAAUAAAUGCCAAUGCUGGCAUUAGUCAAACCAUGCAGACCCUGGAAGUGGUGCCUGAGAGCGAUGAAACCCUUAUUGGAGGACUAGAGCACGUGCCGUCAUCCUCUUCUAUCCACAAUGGAGACAUGGAAAAGAUCCUACUGGAUGCACAGCAUGAAUCCAGCCCUAGUAACUCUGCUUGUGAUAGUCCUCACAGGCCACCAAGUCCAGAACAGGAUGAAGGCCAGAUAACUUUUGAUGUAGAAAUGCCAAGUCCAAGAGGUAGUCAGUCAGAGGAAGAAGGUCUGGACCAGGAGAGAGAAGAAGACAUUUUGAUGAACAAAGAAGUUGAGUGGGUCGCUGAUUGGUCCAGCCGGCCUGAAAACAUUCCACCAAAAGAAUUCCACUUCAGGCACCCCAGACGUUCAGUUUCUCUCAGUAUGAGAAAGAGUGGAGUCAUGAAGAAAGGGGGCAUCUUUUCUGCAGAAUUCCUCAAAGUUUUCAUCCCUUCCUUGCUCAUCUCACACAUUCUCGCUCUCGGCCUCGGCGUGUACAUUGGGAAGAGAAUUGCCACAGCCCCCACCAGUUCCUACUGAAUAGAAGUUGAAGCAGUGCCUGGAUGUUCUUCUUUCUCCAAGUCUCCCCACCAUCCUCCUGUUGUUAAGACGUCUCCCUGCAUCUAUUGUAAAAACCCAUAUUUCUCCUCCAAUCAGCAUUCAAUUCUGUCACAUUGUAGAUGUAGUUAUAGAGUUAUACACAUGACGUAAUGUUGCCGCACUCCAUCACCUUUUGACACAGGGCAACAUUGUUAUAAGUCAUCAUCUUGAAUUCAGUGGAUGACUGACCCUGUUAUAGCUGGAACAAUAUUACUCAUCCUUUUAAACUCCAAACUCUUUGACAGGAUUUGAUGUCCAGAGGCUUCAGGGUUUUAAGUUUUUCUACUUGUUUUCUUGUUUUGUCAUGAGAAAUCUGGCCUUUUGUCCCAAGCUGAAUCUCUUUUAGUGUCUCUGUAAGCAAGAGUGUAUGAACCAAAAAUCAGCGCCAUAUCUGCAGUACCAACAACUAGAAUUGGCUCCUGCAACAGCAGGGACUUGUUUCGCCUUAAUUUUUUGAAGUAAACAUUCAAGGUGCAGUUAUUUGGGGAUGGAGGGGGGGAAACAAUGCUGCACAGUGGGAUUUGUUUUUUAAAUUCCACACAUUUCUGAGAAGAAGUUGUACCACAUUGACUCCUGAGGGUUACUUAUAAAAGCUUUGUUUUUUUGAAGGUUGGAAAGCUUAAACACUGAUGUAGUAUGUAGCUGCAAAAUUUUACAUAAAGGUUGAUUGAAUACCUAUGCUAGUGGAAACUAGGCUGAGUGGCUUUUUAUAAGCUAUAUGCUAUUUUAUUUUCAUUUUGCCAACAUAUCGUAUUCUUUAACGUAACAUAGCAGAAAUGGCUAAGUGCCAAAUUUGUAUCUUUCACCGCUGCACAAUGGUGAUUUAUCUUAGACUGUUUUUUUUAUUUUCUUUUAUGUUUAGGUAUUUAAAGAUGUAGAUGUGAAAAUAAUCUAAGCUGUGAUUUGCCCCAUGUACACCUUUUGACAUCGUAUAAUUUCUUUAUACAUUGAUAUUAAUGCAUAUUAUAUCAUUGUUAUUAUAUAGCAUUGUUGCAGUGUACGUAAUGUGAUUUUCCUGUUUUAAUAGCUGAAGCCAAGAAAAGAGGAAGUUUUUUUUCCCCAAGGCCUUGUCUGAAAGUGUCAUCUGACUUUUAGCUAGAUCACACUGUGCAAUCAUUUCACAUAACAUAAUGCAAUAAACAGUGUAAAGAGUGAGAUGUUUUCUAUGUUGAUGCUUGCUGGAGGACAUCAUUGAGUCAUAUGGAAACCACUGACCAUAAUGUACCGUUUGGCUGCAUUGUUUUUUUAGCAUUCAUCCUGCAUACAGGCUUUGAUGCAUUGUAUAACUCACACUAACCCAUAAACUGUCACCAUAACAGGCUUAUGUACAGUUGAUCAGUGUGCAAUACAGAGCAUUUUGGACUUUGAAUAAAGUUUGUACUGUAUACAGUGGCUGAGGUAUAAAUACAUAGAGUGGACAGAGGUACACAGACCUUAAUGCAUUGUUUAAGUCAUGAUAACAAAUAAAAUACACAUAUCAUCA